AUGGAGCAGUACCAAAGAGAAACUCAGAAACUUCCUGAGAGGUCAAAGUUUGGAGAUGACUUUGCAGCCUCGAGUCUCGUUCCAAAUCAGAGCAAAUGGUCGAGACAGACAAAAGGAGCAUCUACAAGUACAAGCUCGCAUAAGAAGCGAAAGAGUCACGAGGCAAGCAGCAGUGACGACGAGCUACUGCUCAAGCCGGAAACGAGUGUGCCUAACAAGAACUCGCGGUUGGGUAAAGCGACGACUAGAGCACCGCCAACGUCUCGAAAGGUCUCAUCAACUCCGGGAACUGAUGAGGGUCCGUCAAAGUCAUCGACUCUUGGUCAAAUAAAAGGCAAGAAACAGCCGAAGAUGUCCGUUCCAAGUCAAUCAACCGACACCACAUCCCAUAAACUUAUGAGCUCUAAGCAGCCCGUCAGAAGUAAAACCAAGUCGAAAAAGACAGAGACUCUGGCGCAGGCUGCCAGGGAGCCCUCUCCAUCAGGCAGCGACCGUGACCAGACUUUUGACGGCCCGCGACCAUUUCCAAUGGAUCUCGACUCUAUUGGUGGACCCAGUUGUGCAACUCGAUCUGUUGCUUCGAGGUCAUCCUCGGUUAUGAGUGCCCGUUCCAGUGUUUCUGCCGCAAGCCGCUCUCGACGAAGUUCCUCAGCCUCGGGGACUGACGAAGGGGACAUAACGUUCACUCAGUACAUUACUCGACCCAAGAUAGAUCCAGAGAAGCUCUGUCCGUUUUGCGACGAACAACUCCCAGAGAAGCCGUCUUCAAAGCUUCUAAGGAUGCUUCAGAAACUACGAGGCACUUCAGAGCCCGAUCCACGGAUGGGUAACAAAUUGGGACUAAAGGCAGAUAUGGACGACUUUACUCCAUUCUGUUCCCGACACGAAGCGGAGUCCCGAGAGUUUCCCAGAGGAAGAAGAAAAGGUUGGCCGGUGGAAUUGGACGUCGAUGACCUCACAAAACGGACACUCAGGCUUGAGCGCAAGCUACAAGCGAUCAUAGAUGAUCCCACCAAGGGCACAUUUCUCCUUCCGCUCCGGAAAGCAGACAAGAACUUUGGGAAGGGUGCGGUCUCUGGUGCCAGAGCGCAGUGGCUUAAUUUUGAAAAUACCUCGGCGGGGUACUAUGGCGAGCAAGGGUUCUCGAUCAUUAUGCAUAUUCUACUGGACCUCUUUCCGGAGAUUUCUCCUAGCAGCAUGGCCCCAUUGAAUCAAUCGGAUUAUUUUGCUAUUGUGCUUGUUCCCGAGAUGGCACUACUUCUCAUCCAGCAAGACCUACAGGCCAAGUCAAAAUAUACAGAUGACUCUGUGUCUCGAGCACGCGCGCUAGAAGUCCUCCGCGAAAGCCGGCGAUAUGGCGAGGCAAUGUUUCCAGUGGAGGAAGACUUGGAUGGCAACAUUGCAGACGAUGUAGCACGUAGACGAGCCACCAAGAUCCGACGGCAAAACGAUGAACCAAAGACCAGGGGUCAAAUAGUUGACCUUUCUGACAGCGAUGAUGACCCAGAGGUGAGAACUCCGACGAAGAAAUCGUCGGAAACCCGGGCAGCUGCGUCUUCUCAAUCCUCAAAAUCCCGUCAGGGCUCGGCAGAGAGUGGGGAAAGGGAAUCAGGACAGAAGAAGAAGAGAACGAUUAAGUUCCAAACUCAACAAGAGGCAUUCCCUUCGUUUGUUAAUGGCGAGGAGACAAAGAAACAGAUAUCGAAUGCCUGGCUAUGGACCCCCUAG
This is a messenger RNA of Serendipita indica DSM 11827, 1728 nucleotides long. NCBI's taxonomy places the organism in Eukaryota, Fungi, Basidiomycota, Agaricomycetes, Sebacinales, Serendipitaceae. The record is from the annotation of a GenBank genome assembly.